Molecule: messenger RNA, 1248 nt
Organism: Cheilinus undulatus (humphead wrasse)
Lineage: Eukaryota; Metazoa; Chordata; Actinopteri; Labriformes; Labridae
Gene: arl11
Product: ADP-ribosylation factor-like 11
Exons: 5
Coding region: 637-1239 (200 amino acids)
Biological process (GO): vesicle-mediated transport; intracellular protein transport
Cellular component (GO): cytoplasm
Molecular function (GO): GTPase activity; GTP binding
Source: RefSeq, a predicted model, not a curated record
GGUAUUUUGGUCUGGUAUUUUGGUCUGGUAUUUUGGUCUGGUAUGUUGGUCUGGUAUUUUGGUCUGGUAUUUUGGUCUUGGUCUGGGUCUGGCUCUGAUCUGGAAUCUCUCGUUUGUUUGAGUUUCAACGUCAUCAGAACAAACCAUCUCCAGGUUUCUUCAGGAAAAGUUGUUGAAGCGUUGCUGAUUUUUAGAAGGAGAGCUGAAACUCAGCUCGCUGUCAGAGUGGCUCAGAAACGUUCUGGAAAGAUGGCGGUCGGUAUUCUUACGCAGCGUGAACGCCGCUCUGCGGGGCCGGCCCUCAGCAGCGGCCGACGUCGCUGAUGCCUCAGGGCGCUGCUGCUCUGCCUCUUCACGUUUUGGUCACCUGGGUUUCUUUCUCACAGGUGUUCUGACUCCUCACUGAAAAAUGCUGUCAGACCUGUCACACCUGUCCAGUCAUGCUGCUCUCUGAUUGGCUGCUGUCUGAAUGACCCUGAACACACCUGAACGUUGUCAGACAGGUGAGAUUCAUUCUGAGCAGUGACUAACGGAUGGGAGAGGUUUGAAGACGGAGACAUCAGCAGAAGAAGAAAGCCUUUAUCAGGGCACAGAAGAAGAAGAAACCACCAACUUUGGGACCAGAGAAGAAGAGUGAUGGGUCAGAACCACAGCUCCUCUCCUCAGGUGAUCCUGAUGGGUUUGGACUCUUCUGGGAAGUCGACUCUGCUCGCUCGACUGCUGACAGGAGAGGUGAUGGAAACUUCUCCCACCAUCGGAUUCAACGUGGGAACGCUGGACCCGGACAAGAAGAUGUCUUUGACAGUGUGGGACAUUGGAGGACAGCAGAGCAUGAGACAGAACUGGAGGUACUUCCUGGAUGACUCUGGGUCCUGGUUCUUGUUUUUCAGGUACUUCCUGGAUGACUCUGGGUCCUGGUUCUUGUUUUUCAGGUACUUCCUGGAUGACUGUAAGGCUCUGGUGUUUGUGGUUGACAGCAGCGAUCGUUCUCGGAUGCCAGAGGCCCAGAAAGCUUUAAAGAAGGUCCUGAAGGAUGAACGGCUGAGGGGCGUUCCUCUGAUGGUCUUAGCCAAUAAGAAGGAUCUCCCUAACUCCAUGACGAUCCGAGAGAUCUCCAACCAGCUGGAUCUGCCCAAUCACAGCGAGCGACUGUGGGAGGUCCAAGCCUGCAGCGCCCUGAAGGGACUUGGCCUCAAACAGGCAUUCAUCUCAGUCCAUAAACUGAUUAAGAAGAGCUGAGAGGAGGAC